Messenger RNA from Nasonia vitripennis (jewel wasp), 2379 nucleotides. RefSeq names its product glucose dehydrogenase [FAD, quinone]. The transcript has 8 exons. The coding region runs from base 154 to 2148 and encodes 664 amino acids. Gene Ontology annotation, molecular function: flavin adenine dinucleotide binding; oxidoreductase activity, acting on CH-OH group of donors. The record is from RefSeq and is a predicted model, not a curated record. Lineage: Eukaryota; Metazoa; Arthropoda; Insecta; Hymenoptera; Pteromalidae.
GCGAAGAGCCUUGGAUACGAGUGCUUCGGCCCUGACCACACGCGACAAGGGAAUUUAAUAAUUAGACCGGCCGCGCUGUAAACGAGUCGCAGCCUCAGCAAUUUCUGAAGCCAUAACGUCAUCGCAAAACCCAGACAUUUUUGGUUUUACAAAAUGGCACGCAUAAGAGAAGGAGUUCUAGUCUUUCUUGCGCUUGGAGUUUGGUCAGCAGCAAGCAUUCAUUAUGCGAGCGACGUGCCGGUGACCGAGUACCCGUUCGGAACGACCGGUACAGUGGCGAGCGGUGGCUGCUGCCACUGCCGUUUCAAUGACACGGCCUACAUGAACGUCGCCUGCGGCAGGCUCACCUCCUUCAUGACCAUGCUCCAGGCCCUGAUGAUGGCCAGGUGCGACAUCUCCGACCCCUGCAGACGACUCGGCACCGAUGUCGUGCCUCACGAGGAAUGGUUCGACUUCAUAGUGGUGGGUGCAGGCGUGGCGGGUCCGGUGAUAGCCAAGCGGCUGAGCGACUACCGCUGGUGGCGGGUUCUGUUGGUCGAGGCCGGACCGGAAGAACCAUCGCUCACCGCGCUUCCUGGACUGGCGUUCAACGCGAUAAACUCCUCUCUCGACUGGCGCUACUUGACCGAGCCAACCGAGCCCCAUCCCACCGCCUGUCUCGAAAGCGGCGGCGUGUGCGCGUGGCCGCGUGGCAAGAUGGUCUCAGGCACCGGCGGCAUGUACGGCAUGAUGUACGCGCGGGGCCACCCUUCGGUUUACGACGAUUGGGCUCGCCAGGGUAACCCCGGCUGGAGCUACAAGGAGCUGGAGGAGUACUUCGAUCGCGCCGAGAACCCUAUCAACCCCAAGUUCGUCACGGACCGGAUGUUCAAGAACAUUAACACCGGAGGACCCAUGACCAUCGAUAAUUUCUCCCACAAGCCCGAGUUUGCCGAUGAGAUCCUCAAAGCCGCGGCUGAGAUGGGUUACAGGACUGCCGGAUUGCACGGCGAGAAGCAGACGGGAUUCAUGGUCGCGCCGAUGCUUACGCAGGACGGGCUCAGAGGCACUACGUCGAGAUAUUACUUGAGACCUGUAGCAGGCAGGUCAAAUCUCUACGUACUGACCAACGCCCACGUGACGAAGGUUCUGACGGAGCCCUGGAGUAAACGCGCCACCGGUAUCGAGCUCAUCGACAACGAAGGCAAGAAGCGCAAGCUCAUGGCCAACAAGGAAGUAAUCCUCACCGCCGGUGCGAUCGGCUCCCCUCAGAUCCUCCUGCAGUCGGGCAUCGGUCCCAAGGAGGACCUCGAAGAGCUCGACAUACCUGUCGUUAAAGACCUGCCGGUCGGUAGGAACCUGCAGAACCACGUGUCGAUCGGCAUCAAGAUGACGAUCAAGGACGACUACUACGAAACCCUAUCGCUCGACUCGGUAAACGAGUUCGUGUUCAACCGCAGCGGACCGGUCGCCAGCACAGGCUUGACCCAGGUCACGGCUUUCCUGGAGAGCAGCUUCGCGACCCCCGGCGUCCCAGACAUCCAAAUCUUCUUCGACGGCUUCAGCUCGAGCUGCGUGCGCACAGGUCUGGACAUCGAGUGCCCGGACGGAUCGAUCGGCACCUGUCCCGGUCGUCGGGAAAUCGUCGCCAGGCCAACGGUCGUCAUCGCCAGGAGUCGUGGCUACCUCACCCUCAGGUCCAAAGACCCGCUGGAUCAUCCGCUCAUCUAUCCGAAUUACUUCACCAAUGAGACCGACAUAAAGAUACUGAUUGAGGGCAUUAAGAAGGUGGUAGAACUCACGAAAACUAAAACGAUGAAGAAGUGGGACAUGAGGUUGGAAAUGAAGCCGCAUCCUUGGUGCUCGAGGUAUCACUUCUGCACGGACGCCUACUGGGAGUGCUUGAUCCGCGCGCAAACCGGUCCGGAGAACCACCAGUCGAGCACCUGCCGCAUGGCUCCCGAGGCCUCCGGCGGCGUCGUCGACCACGAGCUCCGAGUCCACGGAGUGCCGAAUCUUCGCGUAGCCGACGCUUCGGUCUUCCCUGUGCUGACUAACGCUAAUCCUGUCGCGCCGAUUGUCGUCGUCGCCGAGAAGGCGGCCGAUAUGAUUGUCACGCACUGGAAGAAGGUGCAGCAGCGAGUCGAUGGAUCCGCUAGGGCUUUCUAGAUGUGAUGUGUGGAAUUGUCAUAGUUUCUUUUGACAAUGCUGGAACUUGUUUUGCUACUCGAUUUUGUUUUUAGCUAUGUAUACUGAGUAUGUAGUUAUUGAUGCGAGUGUUACUCGCGAUGUGAUAUGUAAUUUUUCGGUACUGUACAGCGCAAUUAUAGCGUAAACGUUGGAUUUAAACUUUUUCCAUGAUUUUGUGCAUCGUUAGCAAUAAACUUUUUGAAGCAAAGA